Molecule: messenger RNA, 1557 nt
Organism: Pestalotiopsis fici W106-1
Lineage: Eukaryota; Fungi; Ascomycota; Sordariomycetes; Amphisphaeriales; Sporocadaceae
Exons: 6
Coding region: 1-1557 (518 amino acids)
Biological process (GO): transmembrane transport; carbohydrate transport
Cellular component (GO): membrane
Molecular function (GO): carbohydrate:proton symporter activity
Source: RefSeq, a predicted model, not a curated record
AUGGGGAUCCUGGCAAGAAUCCGGGAGGCAGAUCUCUGCAAAGAGAUGACCUGGAGGCUCUUUAUAGCUUCCAUUUUCUGUUCGUUGGGCGGCCUUGGAUUCGGUGCAGAUUAUGGUUUCUGGUCCGGAAUGCUGGGUAUGGCGGAGUUUAAGAAGCAAUUCGGCGUUUACGACGAGACUACCGACUCUUAUACGAUUCCUUCGGUCUGGCAAUCUGUGGGCAGCGCACCUCCGACCGCAGGUCUUGCAAUAGGCGCGCUCAUCUCUGGAUUCCUGGGCAGCAAGUACGGUCGGCUCAAUACCUUUCGUGGAUCAUCGGUAGUGUCUGUAAUUGGCAUUCUCAUCCAGAGUACGGCCAUCAGCUCGUACUGGCAAAUCGUUGCUGGACGAAUCGUCAACGCCUUGGCCCUGGGAGUACUCGCCAACACCGUUCCUGCCUAUCUGGCCGAAGUCGCCCCAUUAUCCAUUAGAGGCACGCUCAUCAACUGUUACCAAUUUUCCAUUGGCGUUGGUGCAGUGCUCAUCAACACUUGUAAUUGGGGCAUGCAUGAGCGUACUGACCAGUGGGCAUACCGCCUUACCAUCAUUUUGCAAUUCAUCAUCCCGAUUGUUUAUAUCCCCGGGUCCUUUUUCAUCCCUGAAAGUCCCAGAUGGCUGCUCGGCAAAGGUCGCUCAGCAGAAGCCCUAGAUUCUCUAAUGAUUUUACGGUCCAACAUGCCGCGCGACAUGAUUGAGCAGGAGAUGAAGAACAAGAGUCGAUUCAGUGGGAACUGGAUAGAAUGCUUCAGGGGAACCAACCUGCGUCGAACGCUGAUUGCUACCGGCAUGCAGUGCUUGCAGCAGGCCCAGGGCAGUUCGUUCAUGUCCUCUUAUGCUGUAGUGUUCUUCCAGGCAAUUGGUGUCCAAAAUGAGUACCAGAUUAUCGUCCUGCUCUUGUUUGUCCAGACGAUUGCCAGCGCCUUUGCCUUUUACCUUCCUGACCGUUUCGGCCGUCGCUGGAUUCUCAUCAUCAACGCCCUGGUCAUGGCCAUUUGCAUGUAUGUGGUCUCCCUUGUCAAAGGCUACAGCUUUGCAAACAACCAAGCUGGAACAAAUGGAGCCAUCGCCGCCUUAUUCAUCUGGCAGUUUUCGGCAGCUGUGGGCUGGAGCAGUUGCGUCUGGAUCGUGACUGCAGAAGUGCCGACUCUGCAACUUCGAGAAAAGACGAUUACCGUUGCCACAUUUGCCGGCUUCUGCGUGUCGAUUCUAGUCACUUUUGUCAAUCCCUUUAUGCAGGAUGAAGGCUAUGGCAACCUACAAGGACGUGUCGGUUUCGUUUACGGCAGUUUCUCCAUCGCGGCGGCACUUUGGACCUUUUUCGUAUACCCUGAGACCGGCUUCCGCAGCUUGGAGGAGCUCGAUGAAAUGUUCUACAAGGGCGUCUCCGUUUGGAACUUCCGCAGCUAUCAGACGUCGGGGUUUGGUGCUCAAUUGGCUGAGGUCGAGCAUGGUGUCACGCACGGCCAAGUCGCCGCGUCCAACGCCAAGCUCGCGUACCUGGAUACCGCCAAGCAAUAA